UGCAGAUCCCACCAGUUGUCUGACAGGACUUCUGUCACUGUGUGCGUCCUGUCUGUGCAACAUGCACAAAGUACUGUGCAGUGCCGUGGGCCGUGGUGGACGGGACACCGGACUGUCCUGCUGUCGGAUCGCUUUGGCCAAAUUCCACUUAACGAGUGGUCCAUUAUGCCAAAAGUCAGCUUUAAAAGACCCGUCCUCAGACCUCCCAGAAAUGCCCCCGUGUGAUUUCAUACCAGACAAGUACAAGGGUAUGUCAAAAGAACGAAUGAUGCAGAUCCGCAAGCAGAACUGCAAUCCCAUGACCAUGAAGGUUACCAGCUAUAAGACCCCAGCGUUUAUCCAUCAGGGACACAUGCAGUGGCUGUGGGACGUGGAUGGGAAGCGUUACCUGGACCUGUUUGCUGGUGUGGCUACUGUCAGUGUGGGCCACUGUCAUCCUAGGGUGACAGAAGCUGCAGUGGACCAGCUGAAGAGGCUGUGGCACACCACCAACAUCUACGCCUACCCUCCCAUUCAUGAGUACACUGAGAAACUGGCCUCCCACCUUCCUGAUCCUCUGAAGGUGAUAUACUUGACCAACAGCGGAUCAGAAGCUAAUGACCUCGCUAUGCUAAUGGCUCGCCUUCAUACAGGCAACUAUGACAUCAUUACAUUUAGAGGUUCAUACCACGGCGGCAGUCCACAGACAAUGGGCCUGACCUCCAACUCAGCGUACAAGUACCCCAUCGCUAAUGGUUUAGGCUGCACUAAUACCAUGUGUCCUGAUGUGUUCAGAGGUCCAUGGGGAGGAAGCCACUGCAGGGACUCCCCCGUGCAAACAAUCAGAGACUGUGGAUGUGCACAAGGUCAUUGUAUGGCAAACGAUCAGUACAUUGGACAGCUCAAAGAAACAUUUGCUACCAGUGUCCCCAGUCGGAUCGCUGCUUUCUUUGCAGAGCCCAUUCAGGGAGUAGGAGGGGCUGUGCAGUAUCCGAAAAACUACCUCAAGGAGGCUUACAAACUUGUCAGAGAGAGAGGAGGGGUCUGCAUCGCUGAUGAGGUCCAGACUGGAUUUGGUCGAACAGGAGGGCACUUCUGGGGUUUCCAAAGUCAUGAUGUCCUUCCUGAUAUCGUUACAAUGGCAAAGGGUAUUGGGAAUGGGUUCCCAAUGGGAGCUGUUGUUACAACAGCAGAAAUCGCUGCCUCCUUUGGUAAGGGGGUUCACUUUAACACUUUUGGAGGAAACCCUGUUGCGUGUGCUGUUGGCUCAUCAGUACUGGACGUUAUCAAAGAGGAUGGAACACAGGAGAACAGUCUCCACGUGGGCACCUACCUGAUGACAGAGCUGGCUAAACUCAGAGACAAAUAUGAGAUUAUUGGGGAUGUCCGCGGGAAAGGCCUGAUGAUCGGUGUGGAGAUGGUCAAAGACAAGGCCAGCAGAGACCCAUUACCUCCAGAUGCAAUGAAUGAGAUAUUUGAGGACGUUAAGGACAUGGGAGUCCUGAUUGGGAAAGGAGGAGUAUACGGACAGACCUUCCGCAUUAAACCUCCCAUGUGCAUCACCAUGGAUGACGCGAAUUUCUUCAUCGCUGUUUUUAACAAGUCCAUUCACGACUUCAUGGAAAGAAGAUAGAAAUUAGAUCAGAAACCUGCUUCCAGUGCACCGAGGAGGAAACA
Molecule: messenger RNA, 1656 nt
Organism: Sphaeramia orbicularis (orbiculate cardinalfish)
Lineage: Eukaryota; Metazoa; Chordata; Actinopteri; Kurtiformes; Apogonidae
Gene: agxt2
Product: alanine--glyoxylate aminotransferase 2
Exons: 14
Coding region: 62-1612 (516 amino acids)
Biological process (GO): glyoxylate catabolic process
Cellular component (GO): mitochondrion
Molecular function (GO): L-alanine:glyoxylate transaminase activity; pyridoxal phosphate binding
Source: RefSeq, a predicted model, not a curated record